Gaeumannomyces tritici R3-111a-1 is the source of this 1407-nucleotide messenger RNA. RefSeq lists its product as hypothetical. Lineage: Eukaryota; Fungi; Ascomycota; Sordariomycetes; Magnaporthales; Magnaporthaceae. The coding region runs from base 1 to 1407 and encodes 468 amino acids. The transcript is spliced from 5 exons. The record is from RefSeq and is a predicted model, not a curated record.
AUGUCCGGCUGGCAAGACGACCUCGCGGAAAGGCUGGCUCUCCCCGAGUCUCCUAGGUUCUGGCUGUACCUGUUCUGCGUGUUAUUCCUGCACAGAUAUGUGCGGCUCAUUGUGCACUGUAUCAGCCACUGGACUUACAAGUCAUACCCCAUCCCCAACAAACCGACGUACACUGAGCAGGACGUCACGGUUGUCAUCCCCACCAUUCACCAUGACUUUGAGGAGCUGCGGCCCUCGCUGGAGAGCAUCCUCUCCACCAACCCGUACGAGCUCAUUAUUGUCACCACGGCCAACAAGUUUGACGCGCUGCUGAAGCUCUCGUGGACCCUGAACUUUCCCCGGAUCCGCAUCUUCUCCACGUCUGUAGCGAACAAGCGCUUCCAGGUUUGCGAGGCGCUGCCGCACGUCACGACGCCCAUCACCAUCAUGGCGGACGACGACAACCCCAAGAUUGGGGGCGUGGGCACGUGCCAGCGCGUGCGGCGCGAGGAGGACGGCGCCUCCAUCAUGCGGUGGACGAGCAACUGGCUCGGGUCCUGCUACAUCGAGCGGCGCAAUUUUGAGAUUUCGGCGACGCACAACAUGGACGGCGGCACGUCGUGCAUGUCUGGGCGCACGGGGGCGUACCGGACCGAGAUCUUCCGGGACGCGACCUUUCUCAACUCGUUCCGGACGGAGCGGUGGCGCAACUUCAUCCUCAACGCCGACGACGACAAUUUUGUAACGCGGUGGCUGGUUAGCCACGGUUGGAAGACGUGGAUCCAGUACGAGCCCGAGUGCGAAAUUGAGACGACCCUGGAAUACGGCCUCAAGUUUCUGUACCAGUGCUCGCGGUGGGCAAGAAGCAACUGGCGGAGCAACUGGACCAGUCUGGUUACGGAGCGCCAUGUUUGGAGACAGCAGCCCUGGUCGACCUACGCGCUUCACAUCGCCACCUUCACGUCGCUAGCCUUCGUCUUCGACCCGCUCAUUCUGGCCUCGCUGUGGUGGGGUACCGCCGAGUGGGAUGAGGUGAGCCGCCGCUAUGCGUUCGGCGCCAUGCUUGUCUUCUUCGCCUUUACCAAGGUCGUCAAGCUCGUCGGCCUGUUCCGAAAGAACCCGGCCGAUAUUGUGUUCCUACCGCUGUCCAUCGCCUUUGGCUACCUCCACGGCCUCAUCAAGCUGUACGCCCUGUUCACUCUGAACAUGACCACGUGGGGCAGCCGCAAGGAUGGUGAUGACAACGACAACCUGCGUUUAACGCCCUUCCCCCGGCGCAGUGCUGUUCUGGACGGCCCUCCCCGCAAGGGUUCCAAGGGUUCUAAUCUUGUCUCCUUCACGGGGGAGAGCACUAGGAAGUGCACAAUCACUUUCGAGAGGCCAGCGGCCUGGGAGCAGCCCCUGUCCGAAAAGACGCCCCUGCUAUGA